Molecule: messenger RNA, 2163 nt
Organism: Doryrhamphus excisus (bluestripe pipefish)
Lineage: Eukaryota; Metazoa; Chordata; Actinopteri; Syngnathiformes; Syngnathidae
Product: sclerostin domain-containing protein 1-like
Biological process (GO): negative regulation of BMP signaling pathway; negative regulation of Wnt signaling pathway
Molecular function (GO): BMP binding
Source: RefSeq, a predicted model, not a curated record
AACGUCACCUCUCACAUCAGUCAUGACCUGCCCCACCAGCAGAUUACAUCUCCUGGUGCUCCUGGUGUUCCUGAGCGAGAGCUGCUCCGCCGUCUCCAAUGACGCCACAGAGUCACUCGACGCUCCCCUGGUCCACAUCGUCCAGGAAGAAGGAACUGGUGAAACUGGGAACCAGGCCAGGAAUGGUGGAAAACAGCAGUCUGGACCCUUGAACAAUGGCCCGGACCAGAGCCAGGUAGGCUGCAGAGAGCUGAGGUCCACCAAGUACAUAUCAGACGGCCAGUGCACCAGCAUCAACCCCAUCAAGGAACUGGUUUGCGCUGGGGAGUGUCUGCCGGCUCACCUGCUUCCCAACUGGAUCGGUGGCGGCUACACCGGAAGGUACUGGAGCCGCAGAGAAGCCCAACAAUGGCGCUGUGUCAUUGACCGAACCCGAACUCAACGCAUCUGGCUCCAGUGUCAGGACGGCAGCACCAGGACCUACAAGAUAACCGUGGUGACCUCCUGCAAGUGCAAACGCUACACCAGAGACCUGAAUGACUCGGGACACAAGGAGGCUUUGGUCCAAGGUGGCAAACAGAAGAGAAAACACAGGAGGGACCAAGUCCCGGAGGAGAACCCUGGGAGUACAUCAGACAACUAAAAGCCACGCGGUUUCAUAGGAAAACCUCCUGACUGCCACCCGUGUCGCCAUCUUUAAAAUGGACUGUAUAUAACACAUAAGUUGACGUAAAUAUUAUUCCGCUAGACGACUAGCAUUGUUGUAUGUUAGCUAAAUAAGCUACUCAGUACUAAAGGUUUAAUAAAGUUAUUGGAUCUAGAGUGAUAUCGUUAAGCAAAAGAGUGUAAAAAUAAAAAAAAAAUGGAGUGCAUACAAGCGUAUUUGGUAAUGGCAAUGGUAAUAUUUCAUUUGAACAUGCAUCAUUGAAUGCAUCACAUAAUCAGUUCCCAGUUCCACAUGUCCGAAAGGAGUAGGAAGAAGCAAAGCUCAUUAAAUCCUACCCCUCCAUCUGGUACUUUUACAAUCAGUAACUGUUACAUUUGUUCACUUCCUGCUUUCCUAAUAUAGUAUAAGUUGGUUUUUUUUGUUUGUUUUGUUUUUUGUUUUUGUUUUAUUUUUUUAAAUUUUUAAAUUUAAAAAAUUUAAAAUUUUUAAAUUUAAAAAUUGUAAAAAAUUAAAAUAUUUAAAACUUUAAAAUAUUUAAAAAUUUAAAAUUUUUACGACUAUUUUUAUUUAUUUUUAUUUGUACCCCUGUUUCCUCCCACAUUCUAAAAACAUGCUAGGUUAAUUGGAUACUCCAAAUUGUCCAUAGGUAUGAAUGUGAGUGUGAAUGGUUGUUUGUCUAUAUGUGCCCUGUGAUUGGCUGGCGACCAGUCUAGCGUGUACCCCGCCUUACGCCCGAAGACAGCUGGGAUAGGCUCCAGCACCCCCCGCGACCCUCGUGAGGAAAAGCGGUAGAAAAUGAAUGAAUGAAUUUAAAAAUGUAAACAUUUAAAAAAUUUAAAUUUUUACGACUAUUUUUAUUUAUUUUUAUUUGUACCCCUGUUCCCUCCCACAUUCUAAAAACAUGCUAGGUUAAUUGGUAAUGGUAAUAUUUCAUUUGAACAUGCAUCAGAUUACAAUUGAAUGCAUCCCAUAAUCAGUUCCCAGUUCCACAUGUCCAAAAGGAGUAGGAAGAAGCAAAGCUUAUUAAAUCCUACCCCUCCAUCUGGUACUUUUACAAUCAGUGACUGUUACAUUUGUUCACUUCCUGCUUUCCUAGGCCGAGAUUGAAAAUUUCCACUUAUGUUUUGUUCUGAGGGCUGCACGGCGGUCGAGUGGUUAGCGCACAGCUAGGAGACAUGAGUUCAAUUCCACCCUCGGCCAUCUCUGUGUGGAGUUUGCAUGUUCUCCCCGUACAUGCGUGGGUUUACUCCCACAUUCCAAAAACAUGCUAGGUUAAUUAGCCACUCCAAAUUGUCCAUAGGUAUGAAUGUGAGUGUGAAUGGUUGUUUGUCUAUAUGUGCCCUGUGAUUGGCUGGCCACCAGUCCAGGGUGUACCCCGCCUCUCGCCCGAAGACAGCUGGGAUAGGCUCCAGCAUCCCCUGUGACCCUCGUGAGAAUAAGCGGUAGAAAAUAAACGAAUGUUUUGUUUUGCUGCUGUCCAAAAGUCUUAAAAAGAA